This is a messenger RNA of Aspergillus udagawae, 1803 nucleotides long. Its product is annotated as phenylalanine--tRNA ligase subunit beta. The record is from RefSeq and is a predicted model, not a curated record. Lineage: Eukaryota; Fungi; Ascomycota; Eurotiomycetes; Eurotiales; Aspergillaceae. Bases 1 to 1803 code for a protein of 600 amino acids. Gene Ontology annotation, biological process: phenylalanyl-tRNA aminoacylation. Gene Ontology annotation, molecular function: ATP binding; RNA binding; magnesium ion binding. The transcript has 9 exons. Gene Ontology annotation, cellular component: cytoplasm; phenylalanine-tRNA ligase complex.
AUGCCCACGAUCUCGGUCGAUAAGGCCGCGCUCUUUAAAGAGCUUGGUCGGGAAUAUACGACGGAGGAAUUUGAUGAGCUGUGCUUCGAAUUCGGCAUUGAGCUCGAUGAAGAUACCACAAAUUCGGACAGACCCAUCGUCGAUGGCAAGCAGGAGCCGCCCCAGCUGAAGAUCGAAAUCCCCGCCAACCGUUACGAUCUGCUAUGUUUCGAGGGUAUCCAGCUCAUGCUCAACAUCUUCCUGGGCCGGAAGCCUCUCCCCAAUUACCGAUUGGUUGAGCCCGACAAUGGACAGCUGGAGAAAAUCAUUGUCAAGGAAGACACCAUGAAAGUAAGGCCGUUGGUUUCCGGAGCUAUUCUUCGCAACAUCAAAUUCGACAAAGCCCGCUAUGAGUCCUUCAUUGCUUUGCAAGACAAACUCCACCAGAACCUUGCCAGACAGAGAACUCUUGUGUCGAUCGGUACCCAUGACCUGGACACUAUCCAGGGCCCCUUCACCUACGAGGCACUGCCACCAAAGGACAUCAAAUUUGUGCCUUUGAACCAGACGAAAGAACUGAACGGCGAGGAAUUAAUGUCCUUUUACGAGAAAGACAAGCAUCUGGGCAAAUAUCUCCACAUCAUCCGCGACUCCCCCGUUUACCCCGUCAUCUACGACUCCAAGAGGACUGUCUGUUCCCUGCCGCCAAUCAUCAACGGUGACCAUUCAAAGAUUACUUUAGAUACCAAGAAUGUCUUGAUCGAGGUUACGGCUCUUGACAAGACGAAGCUCGACAUCGUCACCAAGAUCAUGGUCACGAUGUUCUCCCAAUAUACUUCCGAGCCCUUCACUGUUGAGCCUGUUCAGAUUGUCUCUGAACACAAUAACGAGACCAGGGUCGAGCCUGACAUUGCACCUCGUACCACUCAGGCCGAGGUGUCUUACAUCAACCAGUGCUGCGGACUGGAGCUUUCUCCCGAGGAAAUUUGCAAGCUCUUGACCAAGAUGUCCUACCAAGCAAGGCCGUCUGCAUCUUCGCCCGAUCUCAUUGACGUGGAUGUUCCCCCCACCCGCGCGGACGUGCUUCACCAGGCAGAUAUCAUGGAGGAUGUUGCCAUUGCGUACGGUUUCAACUCGCUCCCGCGGUCCUUCCCCAGCAAGUCGGGUACGAUUGCUCAGCCACUACCCAUCAAUAAGCUCACCGAUAUUGUCAGAAUGGAAGCUGCAAUGGCCGGGUGGACAGAAGUCUUGCCCCUCAUCUUAUGUUCUCACGACGAGAACUUCGCCUGGCUCAACCGCAAAGAUGACGGCAACACCGCCGUCAAACUGGCAAAUCCUAAGACCGUAGAGUUCCAAGUUGUCCGCACAAGCCUGCUUCCUGGCCUCCUCAAGACCAUUCGUGAGAACAAGCAUCACGCAGUACCCAUCAAGAUCUUCGAGUGCAGCGAUGUCGCCUUCAAAGAUCUGGCUCUGGAACGUAAAAGCCGUAACGAGAGACACUUCGCUGCAGCUUGGUACGGCAAGACGAGCGGUUUUGAAGUUGUGCACGGCUUGCUGGACCGCAUCAUGGCCAUGCUCAAGAGCGCCUUCAUCACAGGUGAGGAGGGUCUCGAGAACCCAGCCGUCGGUGACUCGCAUUACUGGAUUGAAGAGCUCGACGAACCCACUUACUUCCCGGGCCAUGCGGCAUCGGUCAACCUUCGUAUUGCUGGCAAGGACCACAUCAUCGGUGCCUUCGGUAUCUUGCACCCGACAGUAUUGGAGAAGUACGAGCUGAAAUACCCCGUGAGCACGCUGGAGAUCAACAUCGAGGCUUUCCUGUAA